Messenger RNA from Amphibalanus amphitrite, 2559 nucleotides. Its product is annotated as apolipoprotein D-like. Gene Ontology annotation, biological process: symbiont-mediated perturbation of host defenses. The record is from RefSeq and is a predicted model, not a curated record. NCBI's taxonomy places the organism in Eukaryota, Metazoa, Arthropoda, Thecostraca, Balanomorpha, Balanidae. The coding region runs from base 192 to 962 and encodes 256 amino acids. The transcript is spliced from 6 exons.
AUCGGUCCGCGAAUUCGGCGGUGGGGGAACCCACCACGUUGUGAAAGCCAGAGCCGCUGUGAUUGGCGGCGUAUCGUGGGGCGGACUGACGGCAGCGCCGUGUUUUGGAGCUGUGCUCGCGGCUGGAGCGGUGCAGUUGAACCGGAGGGCUCCGCUUGAAAGAGUUCCCGAUCUCUCCCGCUGUCUAUACAAUGGAGCUGCUGCGUUCGGCGUGUGGGGUGCUGGUGCUGGCAGCGCUGGCGACAGCUCACGUCAACCACCGCUCCUCCUGCCCCAUUCCCACGCACCCCAUGAAGGGCUUCGUGCCCAACAAGUUUCUCGGCGAAUGGUACGUGAUGAGAGCAUUCGAUCCGGACGUCUCGUGCCUCGUCUUCAACUACACCACCUGUGGCGAGGGCUGCCUGCGCGUGGUGGAGACCAAGAAAAUCGACCUUAUUGACAACAUCGGCAUCAGCAACGUGUACCAGACGGAGGGCACGCUGAGGAUUGACGGAUCCGAGCCGUCCGAAAUGACGGCUUCCUUCACCACAAACCCCCGCUCGGCUCUCUACACCGUGCUAGCUACCGACUACACCUCCUUUGCCGCCGUCUACACGUGUCAGAACGUCGGUCUCGACGCGCUGCCGCUCUACCACCGACGGGACGUCUAUCUGCUGGCCAGGGACCGGAACACCCCAGUCACACCGGAGGUGGUCGAGCAGGUGAGUGCCGCCAUGGUGGCCAAUAUGAUCGAGGACGAGUUCGCCCCUCUGGACCACAACAGUUGCCAGUCGGCUGAGGAGGCUGAUGUCAGCGUCAAUGUCAGCAAGAUCGGCCAGCGGGUGUCUAGUGUGGCCAGCACGGUGACUGAAGGUCUGAGCAAAUUCGCCUCCAGCAUCGCCGGGAUUUUUUCGAGCAGCGACCCGGACCCGGCCUCUGGAUCGGUCAGCCCGCUGAGGCGCCGCCGCGGGGCGCACUUCUGAGUGGGCUGCUCAGCGGUGACAGCGUGUGUAAUGUGUAUCCUCUCAUCGGGAUAAGUAUCUAACAUCGGCACAGGAUGGAGCGUGUGGACAAAGCAUGCCGAUAGUCCGGGCGCACCUUCGGUUGUCUGUGCGUUAUCAGAUUCAUAUUUAAGACCCGGUGGCACAGCUAGUGUGAUGUAAAUAGUACAGUGGAGAGCAUUUUGAAGCAUGUGUCCUCCACUGUCCACAUUGAAUAAAUUAAAACAGAGUCUUUUGGAUCAUGGGUAAAAGAACUUCAGGAGACUGGUGUCAGUGUCAUGGUGUUGAGCCGUGGACUCGGGAACCGUGGGGGCAAUGGGGGCAAGCUGCCCCCACAACUUGAAGGCUGUGGGGGCGACAAGGCGUGGGGGCGACGCCGCCCCCACAAGUCACAACUUAACUGAAAAUUUCUGCUAAAUAUUUUGUUUUUGUUUUAGCUAUAAAAUGUAAUAUUGGUACUUUUCAAAAUGUAGUGGCCCAAAUGCGGAAAUAAGAAAUGGGGUAGCUUGGUUUUGGGGACCCAAGCUGCCCUUCCUUCCACGGUUGGAUAAAAUGGAAUGAAGGCAAGAAUAAGUGAGCCGACAAAAUUUACUUGGCGUAAAAAAAUCAUUGGUAGCAGUCUGAUAUGGUGGCGUUCUUCUCAUUUCCAUUAAAGUGACCAUCCUACCGAACAUUAGUUUUGAAUUGAGAUAGCCAAAAUGGGGUCCCUAGCUUGCAAUUACCGAAUUGGGCACUCGUCAACGAGAAAUGUUUUAAUUCGGAAAUAUUUAAUUUUAAAUUCUGUAGUUUCCGGAAAUAUUUAAUUUUCAAGUCUGCAGUUUUCAAAUUUUAAGGAGCAAAUGCAUUUUAAUGCCCCCUUCGACGGCGCAGAGGUGAAUUCCGCCGCAGUAAUUCUAAUAUUGUUUACGUUUUUUUUCAAAUUUAUUUGAUUGCGUUAUUCGACAUUUUGCGAAAUGAAGUGGCCAAAAUCCGAGAAGAAAAUUUAAUUUGGGGUACCUUGGUUUUGUCCCCGGAAUCGGUCUCCGCCACAGCCAUGACCCUUGCCCCCACAACUUCAAACUAGUUCCCGCAUCCCUGUUGAGCCCUUUAAUUGUGUAGUGUGGCGCGACAUAUAACUUGUGUAGUUAAUGCUUGCUUCACUGCUGAUAGGCGUUCACAGAUAAAGGCAACUGACGUGGGCUGCCCCGCUCCUAAAAUAGCACCUUCAAGUCUCGCUGUUCAACAAGUGUUGAAAUCACGACGAAGAAGUGUUAUGAUGCGCGGUUCACCAAGGUAUUAUGUAGCCCAAGACGAUAAGCGCAGAUAUUGAACAUGCUCUCUAUAUUGACUGUCUUAUCUUGCAGGAUAUGUAAUGAACCGACACUGCUGCAGUGGUGCAAAUACAGCAGGUAACCGCAGGUUGUUGUUUCAUUAGACAAACACUAUUCGUUAGAAUUGUGUUUUUCUAUUGAAAAACAACCGGAGCGGUCCUUCUCCGGGCUAUGUUUUGCAUGGCUGGCCGCGAAUUUAUUGUGCGGGAGUGAUAUUGAGCGUACCGCUGUUUGAUCCAUGUCAGGUGAAAUAUACUGCGAAUAGUUUC